UUUAUUAUAAAUGCAAAAAUAUAUUCGGUCUAUAAGCAUGCAGCACACAUGUAUAUUUGCCAUUAUAAGACCCGCCUACUCUUAGCCAGAAGCUUUGUUUGAGUACUGUGGUCAGGUUCAGCUUCGGGGAAAUCGAAAGUAACGAAACAAAAACUAGAUGACAGGUUGGCAGACAGCGACUUAUCACGGUCAGGAUGUCAAUCAAGUUCUCUGGCUGGGAGGUGGUGGAUGAUGGAGCCUGUUUCCCUGGUGUGUUGUUGACUCCAGCACAAAAGCCUCAAAACAAAGGAGUCUACACCAUGUUCCAUGGAACCAGCAUCACCAGCGCGCGGGCCAUCAUCACCGGUGGAUUUCAGCAGUCGUCCAGUGGCAUGCUGGGAAAGGGUGUGUACGUAAGCAGGGAUGUGAAGAAGGCCGCUAACUAUCCUCUAGGAAGUAACCCUAAUGACCGUGUGAUUUUCGAGCUGCGUGUUCGUGUAGGACGUGUGAAGCGUAUAGACAAGGACAACCAUCCACUGCAGUUCACCUGGAGCUCCCAAGGCUACAACACCGCUUGGGUCCCCCCAAACUGCGGCAUGAAAUCUGUGCCCAGCGGCCUGGAGGAAGACUGCGUGUUUGACCCUAAAAGGGUGAAGGUCGUGGGAAUCCUGGGGGCCUCCCAAGAGCCCAAAGAUCGGAGCGUCUACACUAUGUACCAUGGCACCACGGCUGCCAACGCACAUCUCAUCAUUACCAAUGGCUUUCAGCAGUCCCAGAAGGGCAUGCUGGGAAAGGGUGUGUAUGUAAGUCGUGACAGGAAGAAGGCGGAACGCUAUCCUCUGAACAUUAACGCUUCAGAUCGAGUGGUACUCAAGCUGCACGUACGAGUUGGGCGCGUAAAACGCAUCGACAAAGACAACCAUCCGAUGCAGUACACCUGGAGCGCGCAAGGCUACGAUACCGCGUGGGUACCCCCCAACUGUGGCAUGAAAGCAGUGCCCAGCGGCCUAGAGGAGGACUGCGUCUUUGACCCAAGUAGAAUAAAGGUUGUGGACAUUACUAAGGCUCCGAACGCAGAGCUGGAAAACCUUAAACAGCUUCUAGCCAAUAAUCUUAGAAACCCCAAUGUCGAAGCUGCUGUGGCUGAUUGUUCACUGUGCAACAGGAAGGUACAACAGGGUUCUCCACAUGUCAAGCAAAUGUGCUGGGGAUGUGGGCAGAACAUUUGCACACUCAUGACCAAACAUUUCUGUUCAGUGAGGGUUUAAAAUGUGCUGUAACAUUGGGCCCGAUUCAUUUGAAAAACCAAAGCUCUAACUGCUUCUUUCUGGCUG
Messenger RNA from Cyprinodon variegatus (sheepshead minnow), 1313 nucleotides. RefSeq lists its product as uncharacterized. The record is from RefSeq and is a predicted model, not a curated record. Gene Ontology annotation, cellular component: cytoplasm. The transcript is spliced from 3 exons. Lineage: Eukaryota; Metazoa; Chordata; Actinopteri; Cyprinodontiformes; Cyprinodontidae. Gene Ontology annotation, molecular function: NAD+ poly-ADP-ribosyltransferase activity. The coding region runs from base 195 to 1247 and encodes 350 amino acids.